UUAACUUUAGAUUAUUAAAUUUGAUUUUUUUUCAAAGAUAUGAUGCUGAUAUUAUUAUUGCUUCAUUACAAACUACAUAAUUAUUUUAAAUUUUAUUCUGCUUUUUCUGUUAUUUUUUUAAAAAUUUGCUUGAGUUUUUUUUCCUGUCUAAUAAAAAAGGCAUUUGCACACAGCUCGGUUGUAGGCAAGAGGUCUUAUGAAGUUAUGGCCCACAAUUUUAUUAUGCAUUGUGGUCCUAAUUGUACAACUCUUGCAUAUUAGUGUUCAUAUUUGGCAAUACAAACUUGACUAUAAAAAAAAUUUUGCAGACUCUUACAUUUACUCAAUAUCUUCAACAUUUCGGUGGGAGAAAUAUUGUUUUGCUGCAUUUGGAUCAUCAAUGGAAUAUCAUCCUACAAUAUAAUCUGAUCAUAAUACAGUAGAAAAUUAUGAUAACGCAAACCUUGAAAGCUGGGGCUUUGCAUUUUAUUAAAUUUAGUGUUAUGUAGAUCAUUUCACUUAUUUUUAAACCUACCUAUUAAAUAUGGCGAUAUUUGUCUAGAACAAAUCAAUCUUAAAAUUUUGAGGAAUAAUUUUUAAAUACAAUAACUUAAAUAUGCAAAAUAUGCUCUUAAGUAAUAGAAAAAAUAAUAAAUUUUCUGCCACAUUCGAACUAGCGACAAACAAAUAAAUCAAUUUUGGCAUUAAUCUUUCUUUUAAAACAUUAAUCAUUUUAGAGUUCGAAAAUUAAGAGUUCCUACAUCUAAUGAAAUAUUCCAAUAUAUUGAAUGAACUUUUCUUGUCAGUUCAGCAAAUAAAUUAUUUAUUGUUAGGUAUAUGUUGUGUGACACCAUCUGCAGAAUCCUAAUUUCUGCAUGUAGCACAUUUGUAAUCCAAAUAAUAGUUAUAUUGAAAUUCACCUUCUAAAACAGGAUUACCUAAUUAUUCUUUUUCCCUUCAAAGGGAAAAUGUGUCAUGGAAACCUAAAGAGGAGGGCACCUCAAAACUAGUUGACAGAGACACCAUUCACCCUCAUAAAUAAAUAAAUCCUCCUCAUUUCAGAAAAUAAAAUGUAAAAAAUUUUAUUUUUGUGUUAUUUUUGAACUCAAUAUAAAUUUCUCAAUUUUGUUAUUGUCAAAUAUAAUUUUUUAUAAACCAGAGUAGCAUGAUCUGCUAGGGAUGAAAGAGUAUUAAGAAGAGUACUUUUUCCUGCUUAUUCUUGUAUAUUUAAUACUUUUUUUUAAAACCUUAUUAAAAAGAAUGAUGAAAGUGGCAUGUAUUUAGUGACUAUUAUAUGUAACCUUUUCAUUACAGUUAUGGAUUCACCAGGUGACAGAGAUGACAUUUUGAUGAGGCAAACAGGUACUUUAAUAAAGUUUCCUGUUCAGACUAAUUUAGGGCAUAAAAAGAUAAAAAAGGAAAAAGAUAACCUCCAUCCUGAAGUUUAUGUUGAUGAGUUACAUACUGCUAAUCAGACUAAUUUAGGGCAUAAAAAGAUAAAAAAGGAAAAAGAUAACCUCCAUCCUGAAUUUUAUGUUGAUGAGUUACAUACUGCUAAUCUAUCAUCCAUUCCUACUCAAGAUAGGCCAAUUUCUAAUCAAGAAGUUCAAACUGUAAUAGGAGAAAGUACUUCAUCUCAGAAGAGGUCAGAGAUUCAGAUACGAACCAGAUUUCCUCCUCCUCUUUCUCCCAAAAUUAUUAUUGUACCACCACCAAGUACUUGUUGCAAUCAGGAUAACAGGUUAGGAACCAAUGCAUUGCCUUCUUUACAGCAAGAAACUGAAUCUGAAUUACCAGUAAACAGUGAGAAUUUUGAACUAGCAUCUAGUGCUUCAACUAACAACCCUAUGUUACUUCCCCAGCAAGAAAUUCAUUCUGAAGUAUCAACAUGCUCUAUGAGUAGUCAAAGGUCCGGUUCAUCAACUGUACCUGCUAACAACUAUACAACUAUUGUAACAACUAUACCUGCUAGAAAUUUGAGUGUUCAGAAUACUGGGUCAACAUGUGCUUCAACAACCAUGGCACCAUCUCAAAGUAACUUUGCAUCUUAUUCAAGUAGUUCUCAGAAUCCUAUACCUGAAAACAACUUGAAUGGUCAGAAUACUAGACCAACAGUUACUUCGGCAGAAGGUGGUGCCCUGGCAGUGUUUCAGUCCCCUCAAAGUAGCUUUCCACCAGAUGCAAAUAUUUUGAGUUUUCAAAAUGCCAUCUAUCCAAGCUCUCAAAAUUUAGUUCCACCUCAUCCUUGUAAUUUGAGUUUCCAGAAUUCGGCAUUAGAUGUUAGCUGUGCUUCUACAUCAGGUGCUACAGUAGCUUCAAAUGCUGAUCUUGCCGAUUCUCAGUAUCAUCAUCAUUCACCGGAAAAGAAAAAAUCUUCUAUCUGCCCUUAUUGUAACAAAGAUUGCCAACAUCCAUCUACUUUAAAGCAUCAUAUUCUCAAGCAUACUAAGGAAAAACCAUUUAUUUGCAAAUAUUGUGCGAGAGCUUUUAAAAGUCAAGGGGCCAGACAUAAUCAUAUUCGCCGUUAUCAUAAAGAAAAUCAAGGGUCUUCUGUAGAUCAUCAUGAUGAUCAGAAUUUGAUUUGAAAUCAGAAAAUUAGUUUAACGUUAGUUUUUUUUCUUCCAAGUUUUGAAUAACCGGAAAAAUUUGUCCAAAAAAUUUUCUUGUUUUUAGUUCAAAUUAAUUUGCAUAAACUAAUAUAUAUAGGGCACCCACUAGUCAGGGAAAACCUGGAAUUGUCAGGGAAUUUUAUUUUAGCUCUAAAAAGAUGGGAAUACUCAGAGAACGUCUCAAUUAUGUUAUAAAAAACCUGGAAAAUUCCUAUAUCAUAUUUAGAAAAUAACCUGUCUUAGAAUUUUCAGUAACAGUAAUCAGUUAUUUAGAUUGGAGUUAAAUAAUUCUAACGUCUAUUAGAAUUAUUUAUAAAAUUUGACUUUUUAGUGAAACUUUUCCAUGUUUCCACUCUCAUUAUAUUAUAUGAUUUUGCUCACACAAUCUAACAUUUGACAUUACAAGAAAAAAGUUGUUUGAUGAAAAAUUGCAUGGUAUAAAU
Molecule: messenger RNA, 3031 nt
Organism: Parasteatoda tepidariorum (common house spider)
Lineage: Eukaryota; Metazoa; Arthropoda; Arachnida; Araneae; Theridiidae
Source: RefSeq, a predicted model, not a curated record